Messenger RNA from Parascedosporium putredinis, 5862 nucleotides. Lineage: Eukaryota; Fungi; Ascomycota; Sordariomycetes; Microascales; Microascaceae. The record is from the annotation of a GenBank genome assembly.
AUGACCUCAACACCCCACGGGAACCUGCCGUCCGCCGCAAGCCAUGUGGCUCGGCGAGAUGAUGCGCAACCCCCUUCCACCUUGGCCGCACAGCUCGUCGAGAACAUAUCCACCUCCACCUCGACCAAAUCCUCGAGAUCGAGCGAAAAUGCGGAGCUCAAGAAGCUAUUCACCACCAUUGAGCACAUCAAGAACAACCCCAACCUGCUCCAAACACCCGAAGACCGUACCUCUCACAAUCACAUGCUUAUAUAUGUCUACUUUCGUGCUGUUCUCGACGCGUUGCGCCCCGAUGACCCCUUCCUCGACAAAGACCGUAUGCGGGCCGAGGCGUCCAAGGCCAUCCACUUCUUCCAGCUCGCAGUCCUCGAAACUCCGCAAGUCCUGACGUGCACCGCCAGUGAGGGCCAAUACCUAUCCCGAGGUGGCGAGCCCUUGUGGACGUGGGCAUUCCCCAAAGUCUUCCGCCUCCUGGGCCAUCCGCAGUACCUUGAGCUUUCGGAACCUGUUGGGACAUUGUUCAGCUCUAUAUUCAAGGUUGUUGCUGCAAAUGGCCAAUUGGCUGCCAUUGCACCCUCUCUCAUCCUCUACCUGAGGGAGAUAGUCAAAGAUAUUCUGGACACCCUCAACAAAUGCGCCGGAGGCCCUUCUGCGCGAAAUACCUCGGUCAGCAUCGAGCUUCCGUCUCAAAGGGUAUUUAAACAUGUCGAUCCCGAUACCUCUGAAUCCGAGUCUCCCUCUGCCUCGUUGCGGCGGCGGGUUACGUAUAAGCUCACCAACCCAUUCCAAUGCUUGCGCCAGGCGUUUAUCCUCCUUUCCAUUUUAUCAGGGCCCCUCGUCCGUGAGACCCGACUCGCAGGGUUUUCCGAGCAUGGCCCUUGGCUCCUCGACUCCUUGCACGCCCUAUGCAAUGCUCAAGUUCAAUGGAAUCCCCCAAUAGAGGUGGCCAUUGUCCCUUUGGUCCAAAUUGCCAUGCUGUUUGCCCAUCGCGAUACGUCCCGUGGAAACACGGAGUCCAUUCUGCAAGGCAAAGCCUGUAUUGUCCUCUCUUUCCUCAUCGCCGAGUUGGCCACGAGGCCGGCUGAGCUGCUUGGCGACAGCGAGGCCUCCAAAGAUGCUAGAAGCUGCGCACGACCCGAUCUCUUUCAAGACGGGGAGCUGCGGAAUCAGGUGGAAUCACUUUGUCUCAAUUACGAAGACUCUAACGGAGCGACGGCGCCACCAGAGAAAAAGCGGCGUAAAGUUACUGACGGUGACGCUGUGUUGAACCUACUCCUGGAACAAAUCUCUCACAUUGUCGGCCCAAUGACUGAGGAAAGAGGGCUCGGGGACAUUAUCCUGCUCCAAAACCGGGCCGCAGCCGAGCAUGGCGUGUUCGUUUUGCUCCAAUUCCAAGGCAAGCUCAAGACUGCCCCCGAAAUCUGGGGACUCUCGAACGCUCCCGUUGUUGGUCCGGUUGCUUCUGACCAGGAGCUCAACCUGACCUUGCUCAAGCUGGUCGAGUAUCUUGGCAGUGAAAAUGAGGUUUUCAUGGCGUUGGCUUUCCAAGAACUGUCAAGCAUUGCCUCAGCACGAGGUUUGACGACACUCAAGCUAUUUGAACCCUUUUGGAGAGGACUUGCGCACUUCGUCGUCAAAGAUGUCAUUUCCAGGCCCCAAACAAGCACAUUAAUGGCAGAUCUUCUUGGCAUCAGUGUUAAUGAGCUGCUUGUUCUCGUCCAUCGCCGGGCUCUUCCGUGGCUCGUCUUACAAGGGAAAAAUGAUGUCGUGGAACGAAUCGCCAAAGCCCGAAAGGACAAGGAGCUCCAGUUAACAAUUGUUGAUAGUGGCAACUUUGGCCAGAUACUAGCUCUUCUCCUCAUCCAGCCCGUCGAGGAUAUUUCUGGCUUCGUGAUGGCCAAGCUGACUGGGAUAACGUCCUAUUUUGAAGCAACGGAAAUUCAAUCGCUUCUCCGCUCCGAUCUAGUACCCAUCGCUUUAGAGUUAUUCAAGCUCGCCGCAGAAGGGAACGAGGCUAGAAAAUCAGCGGCACGGAACGCUCUGACCCAGAUUGCUCCCAUUGUGGGUAUUGCGGGUGAGCCCAGAGCGAGAAAAGGGAAUGUUGUUGGUCGGUUCCUUCAGCCCCAUGUGUUAGGGUUGAUGACGAGAUUGACAGACGUGAUCAACAUUGCCGCAUUCGGUCGCCCUGCCACGAUGGAGCAGCGCCUGUGUAUACAAGCCAUGGAGGAGAUGAUACGGACGUGCAAAGCCCACGUUCGGGUGGCCCGCCCCCAGGUUAGCAGACAACUUCCGCUCUUCAAGCCCCCCGUAUUGUUGCACUCCGGCGUUGUCAUGUUGGCGCUCGAGGAGUUGGUUUCCUACUUGAAAGCGAACCAAGACUACCUGCAAACGUCAGCCAUCGGCGAGAAUCCGGAUCCGGUAUUGAAAACCGUGGUGCGCGCCCUUCUUGACUGCGCCUCUCAGUACAAUGGCAUCAAUCUUGAUAUCGCAAGGCUCUGCACUGAAUGCAUUGGCCUUGUGGGCUGCAUUGACUCUAAUCGCGUGGAGGCUCCCCGUGAACAAAAGUCCAUCGUUGUUCUUGACAACUUUGAAAAUGAUGACGACCGUCGCCAUUUUGACACCAGCUCUUUGAAGUAUCCAAUCUUCUGUCCCGGAAAGUCCUAUGUUGCCUGGGUAGUAUCAUUUGUGCAAGACCUUCUCCGGAGGCCUCAAAACGCCAACGCAUCCCUUGUCUUCGAGCCUCUCACCCGCGUCACCCGACUCAAGGACCCCUCGGUUCCCGAGUUUCUUCUUCCCUACGUGGUGUCACACAUCAUUGUGAGUGAAGACACGCCUCGGCAGCUCCGCGAGGACGUUGUCACGGAGCUUGCGACAAUUUUACAUUACGAGGUUCCGGCCGGGGCCACCGCUGACGAGCGACAAGACAUGAAAUUAUUCUACGAGGCUCUUUUUCGCAUCUUGGACUACCUAAGGCGGUGGGUGCAUGCACGGCAAGCGAGGACAAAGAACACACCCAAGGACGACCCUGCCAUUCAUAGGAUUCGCGAGUUCCUAGACCGUACCCCAUCGCAAAUGCUCGCCCAGCGGGCUCUUGACUGUGAGCAGUACUCUAGGGCGCUCUUCUACCUCGAGUAUCACAUGCAGGAAGGCAAACUUAUAGGGGAUGAGCACUCGAAGAUGAUGGAGCGUCUACAAGAUAUCUACGCCCACAUUGACGAACCAGACGGCCUAGAGGGGCUCUCUGCUCAAAUGCAGAGCUUGGACAUCAACCAACAGGUACUAGGCCACCGAAAAGCUGGACGGUGGACUGCGGCGCAGACUUGGUAUGAGAUACGGCUCGCGUCUGAGCCAAACAACUCGGACGUCCAGCACGAUCUUCUCACCUGUCUAAAGCAAACGGGACAACACGAUGUUCUCCUUAAUUAUGCAGAGGGGAUGCACCUUCAAGCCGGUGCCCAGACCAAGAUCUUGCCAUUUGCCGUCGAAGCCUCGUGGGCGACGAGUCGGUGGGAGUCGCUAUCGAAAUACCUGGAUUUGGCCAAGUCUUCGGAAGCCGCAUAUGCCGAUUUCGACGUUGCCAUUGGCGAGGUGUUUCGCGAUUUCCACCUAGGACGUACAGAUAACCUGCUUCCCGCGAUCAACGGCAUCAGGGAACGCAUAGCUGCUUCCAUGGGCUUCACAGAGACGGCAUCGCUACAGUCAUGCCACGAUAUAAUGCUGCGAUGUCACAUUCUAACAGACCUGGAACUCAUUCUCUCUCACCAGGGGCAAUCCCAGCUGGGGGAUGAAUUGGAUAACCGACCAACUCUAAGUAUCCUCCGGCGUCGGUUGGAUGUUUUGGGUGCGUAUGUUGAAGAUAAGCAAUAUCUUUUGAGUAUCCAGCGGGCGGCGAUGGAACUACGCAGGCCAACCUACUCCGAUCUAGACAUCUCUAGCUUGUGGAUGUCCAGUGCGCGCCUUGCGAGAAAGAGCAACUCCACCCACCAGUCCUACAAUGCUGUUCUCCAUGCGUCGAAAUUAGGCGAUCGAUCCUCCGCUAUUGAAAACGCAAAGCUUCUAUGGAAGGAAGGCCAUCACCGCAAGGCUAUCCAGGUGCUCGGUGGGGCGAUCGAGAACAACGAGCUUGUGACGCAGGAAGAGAUGGACAGUAUCCCAGCCUCGCGGGCGAUUGACUGUCCGCAACGCUUGCUCAAAGCUCGUGGAGAGCUGCUUCUUGCCAAGUGGCUGGACAGUACCGGGGCACAUCACGCUGCGGCGCUGAGGGAGAAAUACCAGAAGCCGCCCCUCACCCACACUCCCUGGGAAAAGGGCCACUAUUACCUCGGCAAGCACUACAAGAAGCUCUUGGAGUGGCAGAAGACGCUCAACCCAGACGAUCAGAGCGACGUGUACGUCACGGGGGAGCUUGCCCGCGUCCUGAUCGAAAACUAUUUCCGGAAGCAAUCCGUCUCGCGCGAGCUAUACCGGCGACGCAUGGAACAGCUGAACAAACUCCACUCCAGCCUCGAUAAAUGGAGGGCUCGGCUGCCCGCAUACAUAUUUUACACCGCGUUGCCUCAAAUCGUGGCGCGCAUUGCACACCCAAACAAGGAUGCAUUCACCAGACUUGCAGACAUAAUUGUCAAGGUGGUGGAGGCCCACCCUCGCCAAGCACUUUGGAGUCUGUUUGGGGUGAUGACGACAAGACAAAAGUCGGACCGGCAAAUUCGCGGACAGGAGAUCCUCCGCCGACUCAAGGCGAACACGACAAAGGUUGACUCGACCAAGUUUUCGCUGAGGGACAUCAUUCGAAAAGGCGAGAAGUUGGCUGAGCAGCUCUUGUUGGCGUGCCACAAUGGCGACUUCCAGAGCAACCGAACGGUCAAAGCAAGCAUUGUGAGAGAUUUGGGUUUCAAUCAUGGGUGCACGCCGUGCCCUCUUGUCGUACCAACAGAGGCCGGCUUGACAGCGACGCUGCCGACGGUGACGGACAGCCUGAAGACUCAUGAGGCGUUUUCAGGAGACGUUGUGACUAUUGAUUCGUUUCUCGACGAGGUUCUUGUGCUUGGAUCUCUGGCGAAGCCGAGGCGCCUCACCGCCCGCGGGUCGGACGGGAAGUUAUACCCGCUCCUCAUCAAACCAAAAGAUGACCUGCGGACGGAUCAGCGCCUUAUGGAGUUCAAUUCCAUGAUUAAUAGGGCUCUCAAGCGCGAUGCUGAAUCGAGCAAGCGGCAGCUCUAUGUCCGAACCUACGCGGGACGUGCUCCUCGCGCUCUAUGCAGCGCGCAACAUUUCCCCGACUACAACGUGAUUCGAAAUAUGAUGCGCGAGGCGGCCUCGUCAGCAAAGAAGGUUUCCAUCUUCACGGACGGGGUUCUCGGCAUGUUCCCGCCCGUUUUGCACCUCUGGUUUUCGAAUCAGUUCCCCGACCCCUCGGCUUGGUUCUCUGCACGCAUCCGGUACACGCGCUCGUGCGCGGGCACGACGUUUGCGCAGCCGGAAAGGGUGCCGUUCCGGCUCACGCACAACAUGGUGGCGGCUAUGGGGGUGUAUGGGUACGAAGGUCCGUUUAGGCAGUGCUCGGAGCUCACGCUUUCGAUACUCCGGCAACACGAAGAGACCUUGAUGACGAUUCUGGAGGCUUUUAUCUAUGACCCAACGCUGGAUUUACAAAAGGAGAAGAAGCCCGCUAGGAGGGGCGAUGGUGGGGUCAAGUUUUAUCCGCAGGGGGUGGUGGAUAGCAUCAAGAGGAAAGUGAGGGGACUUAUGCGGGAUCAGAGCAUCCCCUUGGGUGUCGAGGGCCAGGUCGAUGAGCUUAUUAAACAGGCGACCGAUCCGAUGAACUUGGCGGCCAUGUAUAUUGGAUGGUGUCCUUUUCUGUAA